AUGCUUUUCAACACUCAAGGCGCCCUCGCGGUGUCUAGUGUGCUAAUGGCAGCCACAGCAGUUGCAAAAGACUUCAAGGUGCUUCCUCGCGGCCAACCAAUAGGGACACUUCAGGGUUGCUACUCCAGCAUUCCUGGAUACGGAAAGGCAACAAGCUGGACGUUCCAGAGUUCCGGAUGGUGUCUAAACUACUGUGCCAAGGACUACGCAGCAUUUGCUUUGACAGCAGGUUCUGACUGUGUGUGCGGUAACACGCUACCACCCUCCAGUUCCAAGGUUUCAAGCGACAAAUGCAACAAGCCAUGCACUGGCUGGCCCGAUGAUAUGUGCGGUGGUACCAAGUACUACUCUAUCUAUACCACAAAUUUGGAAGACGAUGUCCCUACGUACGCCGACGAAACCAAGUCCACCACAACCACGAGCACUAGCGACAGCAAGACUACGACGCAAACCGACGAGGCUGCUGCCACCACCACUUCCACUACUUCAGAUAGUGUAAGGACAGAGACCGCGACAGCGGAGGCCAGCCCGAGCACUGUCCCUGAAGAAGAUAUCGAAGAAAAGUCCUCUAAGAGCAAGAAUACUGCCGCAAUUGCAGCCGGAGUCGUUAUCGGAGUGGUUGGAUUCGCUGCUCUCUGCGGUGCUGUCUUCUUCUGGUGGCGAUCCAAGAAGAACAAGGCCGGUGCUGCGGGUGGGGCCACUGGUGGCUAUGGCCGUGACUCGGGUCCGCCAUCGAUGUCCGAUUCUCGGUUCGAUGGGGACUACAUGGCUCAGCGCCGCCAAAGCAAUGGCAGCAUCGAUGAUGACCAUGACUUCUCUCGUCGGAUCUUGCAGGUGACGAACCCCGAUCGCUAAACCAAUACCCAUUUUUCGAACCAUUCAUGC
Molecule: messenger RNA, 885 nt
Organism: Penicillium concentricum
Lineage: Eukaryota; Fungi; Ascomycota; Eurotiomycetes; Eurotiales; Aspergillaceae
Product: WSC domain-containing protein
Exons: 3
Coding region: 1-855 (284 amino acids)
Cellular component (GO): plasma membrane
Source: RefSeq, a predicted model, not a curated record